Messenger RNA from Penicillium macrosclerotiorum, 1626 nucleotides. RefSeq lists its product as uncharacterized. Lineage: Eukaryota; Fungi; Ascomycota; Eurotiomycetes; Eurotiales; Aspergillaceae. The transcript has 2 exons. The record is from RefSeq and is a predicted model, not a curated record. Bases 1 to 1626 code for a protein of 541 amino acids.
AUGCGCUUGCCUGCAGCCAGUGAGGAGGACUUCGAGUCUUUGCCGCCCGCCGUACGACGUAAGUUCUUCUCGAAUGUCGAGCGCAUGCGCAUCCGGCUAGCGCAGAGCGAUCCCAGCUUCCCUGCGGGCUCCACGCCAAACUAUCAUGCCAAUUAUGCCCAGUCUGCCUAUCAGACUCGACCUACUCGGCCUAACGCUCGUCUUGGGCCUGGUCCCCUCCACUUCUCCCACUCGCGGGCCCUGCGGAACGCCUCGACAACGUCGCUGACCAGGGGUCGCGGGCUUCACAAACAUCCAGCGCAGCCGGCCUCGUCGACUUCGCUUUCAACCCCUAAGAAACUCCGCAAACCCGGUUCGCUGCAAUUGGCCUAUCUGGUCGCCCAGGCCGACUCGCAAUGCUUUCAUUCCCUCCCCGCUAAGGUCCAACAAAAGCUUUUCUCCCCCGAGGAACGCCGCCGUUUUCACGGUGCCCUUCGACAGAGCGUCAUUUACGACGCCGCAGACGAGGCCUUCUAUCGUCGACCCAACUACUUCUCGCAACAUCAGCAAUCCACCGACAGCCUUCCGUCGGACGUCACCCUCCCCGUCGCUCAGCCCGACACGGUCUUUUGGGACUCAGAAGACUCCGAUCUCGACGAGGAGGCCGACGAGGCCAGUUCCCGCAGAAUGGACCCCUCCUUUUACGAUAGUUUCCGCUGGCUGGACGAGGACGGCGAUUUGGACUUGUCCCUAGACGAGUAUCAUGCCCAUGUGGCCGAUGCUGCCGCGGCCAAAUCCAAAUCCCGCCGUCGUCCGUCCUUUCGCCGGUCCUUGUCCUUCUCGACGCAUUCGUUGAAACAGCAUCGCCCCUCUCCGUCAAUGCCCACGCGAGCGCUCCCUGCCAGCCAAAGUUUUCCCCUGCAGCACCAGCAACAAUUGGGACAAAAGCAUCCCCUCAGCCCGCUGGUCAACCCUCAGUCAAGUUCUCGACCCUCCUCGCGCCAACAACAACCCUUCCACGCCCCUAAGUCGUCGACCUCCAGCAUCGACCCCGCCGCACAAUACUACCACGACCCCGAUGCCCGACUAAAGCUGCGAGUCUAUCUGGCCUCGCCGCAGAAAUUUGACGAGGCGAUUGAAUUUGGUUUCCCAGCCUUGGAUCAGAACAAAGAGAACAUCACCCCGGAAAAGCCCCUAGGGUCGCCCAACCCGGUGUCGGUAGCCUCUGAGUGGACUGGCACCUUUUUUGAAGACGAUGACGGCACCAUGGUUGGCAGCCCUGGCGGCUCGAUCGAGGAUCCCCCGGCACCAUCGCCGCCGCUCCGAAUGGCCUCUCAGCUCCAGGAAGUUCCCCGGCCGUCCGUCGAUAACCCACCAUCUCUACUCCAGAGGCGUCAAUCCUUCUUGCCAUUGUCAAGCUCCCGCUCCGGCCCCCAAAGCUUACUCGGAAAUCGGGAGAUGACUCUCAAAAUGACCCUGACUCGACCAGAUCUGCGGACCGAGUCCCCCACCCCAUCCCCGCAGGAGGACCCCCUGCGCCUCGCUGCACUGCCCCCAGCCGACCGUGCCCAGAUGAUCUGGGAAUCGGAUUGGGAUGAACAAGGCAUGGUGAAGAAGAUGUGGCGCAAGCUCCGGCGGCGGACGUAA